AUGGCAUUUAUUUAUCGUUCUCGUAAUCAAAGUUAAAUUUUGGAUUCUUCACCAGGUCCAGGCUCUUAUGAAUUAGACAGGAAGUGGGAGAGAAUGAGCACUCAAGUACCAUCUUUGCCUUUGGUUGAAAUCCCAAGAAAAUUAAGUCCUGGACCAGGUGCAUAUGAUCAUAAAGGUUCAUCUCAAAAUAGCCAAGUUGCUAGUGCAAUCUUCAAAAAUGAAGAAGAAAGGUUUAAAGAUGAGAAAUAUGGGUUAGUUGGGUAAUAAUAUUAUCUAUUAUUAUAGUCCAGGAUAUUAUGAUAUUACUAUGUUAUAAAAACAUAAACAUCCUCAUUCUCAUCGUCCAAAAAUCAUAGAAUAAUUAAUGUAUGCAGGAACCUAUUAAACAGCAAAUUCAAUACCUUAUGAAAGUAUUUUUACACAUAAAUUAAGAGAGAUAAUAAGCCAACGUUGGACCUGGGUAUUAUGAUACACAGCUUUCUCAACUUAAUAAACAUGCCAGUUUAGUAAGUAAUUGGUCAAGGAGAUCCUCUAAACAUGAAGAAGUAGAGAAUCCUAUAGGUCCUGGACAUUAUGAUGUUGAUAGAUUUUAUAGGUAUAGAGAUAGAAAAGUUGGAUAAUAAAUUAAACUUUCUACAUCAUAAGAACCUAAAUUUUAUGUUAAAAAAGGAUUAGAUAAUAAAAUCUAUUAUAGUUUCUAAAAGUCAUCUACACCUGAUUCUGAUUCCUCAUAAUAUGAAUAUUUAGAUGAUUCUACUCCAGGUCCAGGUUAUUAUUAAACUUAAUCAACUGCUAUUUCUACAGGUGCUAAACUAUUAACAAAAGCACCAAGAUUUGCUCUUAAAAAUUAAAAUAUUCCUGGACCUGGUUAAUAUAAUCCAGCUUUAAUUUCUAUUAGUUAAUAAGUAGAAUUUCCAAAGGCAGAAAGAUUUAAAUAGAAUUCUAAUUCAAUUUCACCUAGUCCAGUAACCUAUUCACCUAAAACUUCAAUGAAAGAUAAGAUAGUCUAAAAGUUGAUUCAAAGUCCUAAUUAAGAGGUUGGUAGUAGAUUACCAAGAUUUUCUAAAAAAAAAUAAAAGAAUACUCCUGGACCUGGAUAUUAUUAUAAUGAAACUAGCAAUAUAGAAAAAAAAGAUGUCUCAUCAAGUCCAUUUAAAAGUAAAGUUAAAAGAACAUCAUUGAAAACUAAUGAAGAUGUACCACCUCCAGGAUUUUAUGAUACAUCACUUGGAUCCAUUUAAGAGAAAUUGAAAAGUUAAAUUGAAUACAACAUUGAAUAAUUAAUAGACAAACCACCAUUUGGAAUAGGAGAAGAAAGAUGGAAAUAAGCAAUUAUAGAAGAAUCUGAAGAUGAAAGGAUAGAGAGAACAUCUAAUUAUAAGAAACCAAUUUCUAAAGAUCCACCAGCAUUUGGUUUAGGAUAAUAAAGAUUUCAACAUCAGAAUAAUGAAAAUCCAGAUCCUUUAUCAUACAAUAUUCAACUUUAAUGGGUUAAAAAGAGCUUUAAUUUUUAGUAAAUUAAAAAAUGA
Molecule: messenger RNA, 1529 nt
Organism: Paramecium pentaurelia
Lineage: Eukaryota; Ciliophora; Oligohymenophorea; Peniculida; Parameciidae
Source: the annotation of a GenBank genome assembly